This is a messenger RNA of Didymodactylos carnosus, 2625 nucleotides long. NCBI's taxonomy places the organism in Eukaryota, Metazoa, Rotifera, Eurotatoria, Philodinida, Philodinidae. The record is from the annotation of a GenBank genome assembly.
AUGAAAAUGAUCAAAUCGUUUGUUGAUACACAAGCUCAAAUGAUAUCGAACAUAGUCGAUGAAAAACCGAUUGUUCAACAGCAAGAACGAGCCGAAUUACGACAUCGUCUACGUGACACACAAGCAUUUGAUUACAAUUCAAGAUUAGGACGAUUUGCAUGGACUCAAAUAAAUGAAAAUUGUCCACUACCAAUCAUAUUUAGGGGUGUCAAUAGUAGUAAAGAAGAGUAUCUAUGUGUUCAAAUGUUACGACAGAAAAUAUUUUCUUAUUAUCCUCAACAAAUAUUUGAUUAUUGUGUACAACAUUAUCCUAUUCGGUUUUACUCAAUUACUCCUCAUGAAGCUGAAUUGCUAAAUAAAAUUAAUUCUUGGCAUUCGAAUGCCGCUUUUGGUAAUCAACUUUAUACGACAACAGAUCAGAUAACACAAUUAUCAUCAUUUAAGAUAUUUUAUGAUCUUCUUAGGACGACAGUGCUAACGUCUAAUCAACCGAUUCGUCCUCAACCAACAAGUACGCCUGUUCCUCGAAUACCUGUAGCUCCAUUAUCGACAAAACCGUCAACUUUCUUUGGCUAUUGGGCAUCCAGCUCUUUGCCAUCGUUGCAUCAACGGCAACAAUCCAAACAUAAUCGUCUUAUUGCACCAAAAACACAUAGAUCACAAACUCAAAUGUCAGAUGAUCAACAUAUAAAACGUCCUUCCGUUAUAUUUCUGACAAAAAAUCAAAAAAAUAUGGAAAAAAAAGGAGCAACAUUAAUAUUACCGACAACAGUUCAUCAAGUAUCAAAAUCAGGAGAAAAUCAACCGUCAUCGAAAUCAAUUAUAACAUCUCACAAUGCUGUUACAAAACGUCCUCCAUUAUCGCGUCCAUUGUCGUCGUCAUCAUCAACCAACAGUGGUUUCCAUCGUUAUAUCUCAUUUCAUGGUGAACAAAUGUUGUGCUAUUAUACAUCUCAAAGUGGUAGCAACACACCGAUCAAAUCGUGUCGAUGUCUUGCACUACAGGACAUCAUAAGACUGUUUUUCCCAAAAUCAAACAUCGAGAGACUAAUUCAAUUGUGUCGACUAAAAGAUAUAACAAGAUAUAAACCAGAAAAAACAACUGAUGUCGAUUCCUGUUUAAGACUAGUCAACAUAGAAGAUUUACAAAAACACUGGAGCUUUUUAACCAAAGAACUAGGGGGAGCGACACAAAACAAAACAGAACACAGUAUUAUGUGUUUAGAUCCAUCAAAGACUUCAUCUGCUUCUGGUUUGCUAACUUCGAACAAAAUAAUCAUCAAUAAUCCUCCCGUUAAGACGAAUACAGUACCACUAAAAGACACUUGCCGGAACAAUUUAUCAAGUAAGUCUUCCACAAUCAACGAAAUACAAAAUUAUUCACAUGAUCUUAAUACAACACCAUCGGCAUUGAUAAAUCCAACUGCUGAAGAAAUAGUUCUAUCGAUUGAUAAACAAUCGGUAACAACAAUGGAGGAGGGUGAAAUCCAAAUUCCAUUGGAAAAUAACAAUGAAAUAGAAACAUCUUCUCUGCCAGAGAAAAACGAGAUACUGAAAACCAACGAUCCUGUUCUCUCAUCUCAAAUUCCUGAAAUAUCACUGCAACCAUUAAAUAUUGAAGAUAGGCCAGAACCAGUUAUAGAAAAUACUGAGCUACCCCCUUCGUCUAAUAAGAUUCAAGAAGAUGAAUUAGAUCUGGAAGAUCUUUCAAAAGACAAUGUUUGUCCUCCGAUGAAUGACAUUGUAUCAUCGACUAACUCAAUUAUCGAACAAGAACCGUCGACUAUCGAAGACAGUCUCGUCUUAUCUCGGCAUAGUUCAACAUUACCACUUGAAGAAUUAACUGCAAUACAGCCUUUAUUAGAUGUUCCCUUAGUACCUGAUCAAAUUAUAACAUUAGCACAAAAUAAACUGGUACCGUCAGAUGUCCAACCAGAAAUCAGUGAUUCAGCUACGGAGCAAUCAUCACCCUCAGUGGUGAACUUAUCAUCUCACAUUGAUGUACCAGUCGUUCAAGAUGUAUCCAGUUCAAGAGCGGAUAAUCCUCAAAUGGAAGUGUUUGAAGAGUUUAUAGUACCUGCUCAAACUGUUGAGCAACAUGUCGAAUCUGAUGAAAUAAUGAGAACAGCAACAAUUGAUUUUAGAGAGGUACAGAAUUUAGAACCAAAGCUGACUUCAGCCACGUUUAAUGAUGAGAAUGAAGUUAAAUCCACACCAAAGCGUAAACUAUCCGCAUCAUCAGGAGAAUUAUCAACCGAUUCAAAUAAUAAUAAAACACAUUCUCAAUCAUCAAAACAAGAGCCCGAAAAUGAUAUUAGACUACGUGGCAAAAGGGCAAGGAAAACGAAAACUUCUGAGGAUGCUAGUGCUUUUAACAACAAAAAAAUGCCUUGUCCAUUAACCGCUACAAAAAUAAAACCGAUUAUCACUAGUAGAACAUUGCGUAAACGAACGUACACAAAGAAUAUGUGUAAAUCUACUGUGGCCAAACCGAUAAAACAAUAUCCUCUUCGUGAUAAAUGCCCAAAGAGCAAUCACAAUGUUCCAAAUUGGACAAAGCAGUUUCAUAUUAAAUCGUGUACUGUUGUAUUGGACCAUUUUGAUCCUAUGGCAUACGAUUUAUAA